AUAUAUAUAUAUAUAUAUAUGGCUUCAAGAGUGAUUUUGCGAAAGAAAAGGAACCUUUUGUUUAAUCACUUCAUUAGUCAACAUACUAGUGUUAUCCUUGGAUUCUCAAGUGUUGGGAUUGGUCAGCCAUUUGAAUCUAGUGAAUUAGAUGGCUUGAGUCGGUUUCCCUUUUCUUCGUCCGCAACUACUGGACAUGGACAUGAUUCACAUGAACAUGGAAGGGAAAGAAAUAUGUAUACUGUCAACAAUGAUGAUUUGGAAGAUUGUUCGGCAUCAAGAUUUUACUUGCAUAAUUACUUUGGAGGUUUGAAUUUUGGAAAUAGAACAGAGAAGAUAGAGUUAGUUUCUCUUUCGAGAUUAGGGUGGACGUUCCAAAGUGUCCGUAACAUUUCCACGGCUUCUGCUAAUCAAUCUAGCUUGGGUAGCAACAGUGGUGGAAAUGGAAAUGAAAAAUCUGAUACUAAACAGAAGAAGGAAGCUUCGCCGGAGGAGUGUGAUGAGGCUGUUGAAGACUUGAGUACCAUAAAAGCGAAAGCUAAGGCUAAACAAUUACAAGAACCACAUAAGAGUACUGAAUCUAUUGUAAAGAAAUUCUGGGCUAUGAUUCUAGGAAUUGGUCCAGCUUUCCGAGCUAUUUUGUUGAUGAGCAGGAAUGAUUGGGCAAAGAAGUUAAGUCAUUGGAAGGAUGAAUUUAAAUCCACUCUGCAACACUAUUGGUUUGGAACAAAACUACUUUGGGCUGAUGUUAGGAUAAGCUCCAGAUUAUUGUUAAAACUUGCCAAUGGAAAGAGUCUUUCUAGAAGGGAGAGGCAGCAACUCACGAGGACAACAAUCGAUAUUUUCAGGCUAGUUCCUUUUGCUGUAUUUAUCAUAGUUCCAUUCAUGGAGAUUCUCUUGCCAGUAUUCCUGAAACUGUUUCCCAACAUGCUGCCUUCCACUUUCCAGGAUAAGAUGAAAGAACAGGAGGCAUUGAAAAGAAGGCUAAAUGCAAGGAUAGAAUAUGCCAAAUUUCUUCAAGAUACUGUAAAAGAAAUGGCAAAGGAGGUUCAGAAUUCACGAAGUGGAGAAAUGAAGAAGACAGCAGAAGAUCUUGAUGAAUUUAUGAACAAGGUCAGAACAGGUGCUCGAGUUUCUAAUGAUGAAAUCUUAGGCUUUGCCAAAUUAUUUAAUGACGAGUUCACUUUGGAUAACAUUAGCAGGCCUCGCUUGGUAAAUAUGUGUAAAUACAUGGGUAUCAGCCCAUAUGGUACUGAUACAUAUUUGCGUUAUAUGCUCCGCAAAAGAUUACAGGAGAUCAAGAAUGAUGAUAAACUGAUUCAAGAAGAAGGUGUGGAGGCUCUUUCAGAAGCAGAGCUUCGUCAAGCUUGUAGAGACCGAGGAUUGCUUGGAUUGCGUUCAGUGGAAGAAAUGCGGCAACAGCUUAAUGACUGGCUGGAUCUGUCUCUCAACCAUUCUUUGCCAUCUUCCCUCUUGAUUCUUUCUAGGGCAUUUUCCGUCACAGGAAAGGUCAAACCAGAGGAGGUUGUUCAAGCUACACUCUCUUCUUUGCCAGAUGAGGUUGUGGAUACUGUUGGGGUGACAGCUUUGCCUUCUGAAGAUUCUGUUUCGGAGAGGAAGAGAAAGUUGGAAUAUCUUGAAAUGCAGGAGGAGCUAAUCAAGGAGGAGGAAGAGAAGCAGGCCAAAGUGACAGAAUCUAUAGGUGGCGAAAGGAAUUUGGCUACAAAAGAGGUGGCUCCAACGACCGAACAAACACGAGAAGAGAUAAAGGCAAAGGCAUUGGAAAAACAUGAGCAACUUUGUGAGAUCAGCCAAGCAUUAGUUGUUUUAGCAUCAGCAUCUUCGGUGAGCAAAGAACGUGAAGAGUUUCUGAGGCUUGUUAAAAAGGAGAUGGAGCUGUAUAAUAGUAUGGUAAGGAAAGAAGGUGGUGAAGGUGAGCAGGAAGCUAAGAAGGCCUAUAGAGCUGCAAGGAAGGAUAGUGACGGUGCUUUGGAGGUCGCUAUUAGUGACAAGGUUUCUUCAGCACUUGUUGACAAGGUUGAUGCUAUGCUCCAGACACUUGAAAAAGAAAUUGAUGACGUUGAUGCUAAAAUUGGAGACCGGUGGCGGUUGCUAGACAGGGAUUAUGAUGGGAAAGUGACGCCUGAGGAGGUUGUAUCCGCUGCUAUGUAUCUGAAGGACACUUUGGGAAAAGAAGGAAUUCAAGAACUUAUCAGCAACCUUUCAAAAGAUAUUGAUGGGAAAAUAUUGGUGGAAGACAUUGUCAAAUUGGGCACCCAGAAGAAAGAAGAUGCCGAUAAAGACGAAGUAGGAAGAUCGUAGUGUUUAUUUGUGAAUUUUGUCAUGUUAUUUUUUAAAAUGUAACCAUGAAGAAUAAUGGUUGGUAUGUAAUCAUGGAACCCCAUGCCCCCAAAAUUUAUAAGCAAAAAUGGUUAGGUUCAUACCGAAUAUAAGGUUAGAAAAUACGAAUGAUUUUUUAUUUUUUUUUAAGUUAAACUAGAGUAUCGAGAUUGGUAUCAGGAUAAUCAAACUUGAGAGUCGAGAGGAGCACACUUAGAUGAACAAAUUUAAUU
Messenger RNA from Medicago truncatula (barrel medic), 2570 nucleotides. RefSeq names its product mitochondrial proton/calcium exchanger protein. Lineage: Eukaryota; Viridiplantae; Streptophyta; Magnoliopsida; Fabales; Fabaceae. Bases 19 to 2319 code for a protein of 766 amino acids. The transcript is spliced from 14 exons. Gene Ontology annotation, molecular function: calcium ion binding; ribosome binding. Gene Ontology annotation, cellular component: mitochondrial inner membrane. Gene Ontology annotation, biological process: intracellular monoatomic cation homeostasis. The record is from RefSeq and is a predicted model, not a curated record.